AACGUCCAUAUUAUCUAUGACGUCCAUUAAGAGAAUAUCGAUGUUUCGGUAGAAUUACUAUAUACAUACAUAUGUCGAUGUAUUAUUAUUACACAUUAACUUUUUAGUUAUUAUAAUUGGUUAAAUGGCUUUCAAAUUCUUGGCAAAGCAUGGAAAAACAUGUUUUUAUACUCCGUUAAACGUGUGUUUAUUUUCAAACAUAAGUGGGGUAGAAAUGUCGUACACAAUAUACGGUGAAAAUAAUCGAAAAGCUUCCCCGCUGAUAAUUAUGCACGGCCUUCUUGGUUCACAAAGAAAUUGGAAAAGUGUUGCUCGUGCCUUAGAAAAUAAGGUGGAUAGAAUGAUAUUCACCGUAGAUGCCAGAAAUCAUGGCGACAGUCCUCACACGCCUGAACACAGUUCAGCGCAUAUGGCUGUAGAUAUUAUCAAAUUAAUGAAAAAUAAAGGAAUUGCGAAGACAUGUCUGAUGGGGCAUAGUAUGGGAGGCAGAGCGAUGAUGCACUUAACUCUAAAACAUCCUGACUUGGUGGAGAAAGCAAUUAUUAUAGAUAUAUCUCCUAUAUCAGUACCACGAGAUUUUGAUCAAAUGGAAAGAACAUUCCAAGCCAUGGAAAGCAUUGAUAUACCUGUGAAGCAUUCUUUGAGUCAAGGGAGAAAAAUAGCUGAAAAUCAAAUAAAAGACGCGGUUCGAAAUCAAGCUACUGUUGAUUUUAUAUUAAUGAAUUUGAAAAAACGAGACAAUGGAGACUGCAUGAGAACUAUCGAUAACUAUGCUGAGGAUGCCAAAUUGUGUGGAUUUCAUUGGAUUCCAAAUGUUUACACCCUUCACAAGAAUUUGAGAUUAUUUGAUGAUUUUCUGAGUCAUGUGAAAAAUGUGCCUCCUUUCGAAGGAGAAGUGAUGUUCAUCUGCGGAAAUCAGUCGAAUUUUGUUGACCCAAAGAGUUGGCCGCAAAUUAAAAAAAUUUUUCCUAAUGCGGAGCUACAUUGGCUUGAUGCGGGUCAUUUAGUACAUUUCGAUCAGCCUGAAAAAUUUAAAAAUUUGGUUGUACAAUUCUUAAAUCGCUAAAAAAUUGUUUCGCCAGAUUAUAAAUUGUAUGCUAAAAUAAUAAGUAUAAAUUGUAAUACAUUUUAUUCUUAUA
Messenger RNA from Anastrepha ludens (Mexican fruit fly), 1139 nucleotides. Its product is annotated as protein ABHD11. Bases 125 to 1066 code for a protein of 313 amino acids. NCBI's taxonomy places the organism in Eukaryota, Metazoa, Arthropoda, Insecta, Diptera, Tephritidae. Gene Ontology annotation, cellular component: mitochondrion. The transcript has 6 exons. The record is from RefSeq and is a predicted model, not a curated record.